CGAGCUCCGCCAACAUGUGUUUCUGUCCGUCAGGCCGCAUGAUCCACUCACAGCUCGCUCGGGUCCGCAUCCUGUCUUUACUGCUGUCCUCUGGACUUUUACCGCCGCUUUCUGGGUUAUCCACCUUUAUUGGAAGACUCUUCUGGGAUCUUUGCCCCCCCCUCAACCUCCACCCCCCCAUUUGGAUCCUUCUUUCUUUUUCUUUUCGGCGCUUCUCCUCCUGUCCAAGUGUGAGGGUUUCUGGCUAUGCUAUCCUCACCCACUGUCAUCCUACAGCCUUACGGACUCCCCGUCUACCCCCAGACUACCACAUGCUACCCCAGCCUAGUCCAGGGAGGCCCCGCCCAGGAGGCGGGCCCAGGGGGUGCCGACCCCGCCCUGCCUCAGGUCUACGCCCCGGCCCCUUCUUACCCAACCCCAGGCCAAGGAGCGGCGACCUCAGGGGGGCGACUGCCGCCUCUGGAUUUUAGCUCCACACACCCCUCCUCGGAGUACCCCGAGCACCCCCAGCUGAGGGUCUACCAGGGCCCCCAGCUGGAGGGGGCGGAGCCUCUGGCGCCCAGCAACACGGAGGAAGCCUUAGCCCCUGUGACCUCCGACCCCCAGGCUCUGAGCGCCUCGGCGACGUCCGGCGGCGGCGCGGGGAGCGCGAGUGACGAUGAGGGGUCGGCCAAGGUCCAGCCCAAGCGUCUCCACGUGUCAAACAUCCCCUUCCGCUUCCGAGACCCGGACCUCAGGCAGAUGUUUGGGCAAUUUGGGAAGAUCCUGGACGUAGAAAUUAUCUUCAAUGAGAGGGGGUCAAAGGGAUUCGGCUUUGUCACCUUUGAGAGCGCGGCCGAAGCCGACCGAGCCAGAGAAAAACUCAACGGAACAAUCGUGGAAGGCAGGAAGAUUGAGGUGAAUAACGCCACGGCGAGGGUGGUCACCAAGAAGCCGCAAACCCCACUAGUGAACGGCGACCUUUCAGGUAAGGACACACCUGAUCCGUCGCCUUUGGGUGGUUUUGUGUUCCUGAAGGAGUCCUUCUCUGCAGCUUCUGGCUGGAAGAUCAACCCCGUCAUGGGGGCCAUGUACGCACCAGAACUCUACACGGUGGCCAGUUUCCCCUACCCUGUGGCGGCGCCCGCUCUGGCCUACCGGGGCUCGGCGCUGAGGGGCAGAGGUCGAGCCGUCUACAACACCAUCCGAUCCGCUGCGGCCACGCCUGCGGCCGUGCCCGCCUACCCCGGCGUGGUGUACCAGGAUGGCCUCUACGGGGCAGACGUCUACGGCGGCUAUCCUGCUGCUUACCGGGUGGCCCAGUCUGCUUCUGCUGCAACCUACAGUGAUGGAUACGGCCGUGUGUACGCCACAGCAGCGGACCCGUACCACCACUCCGUGGGACCGACCACCACGUACGGCGUGGGCACCGUGGUGAGGCCUCCCGCCUGUCUGUGGCCGACUUGUGUUUGUGUCCCAGAAGCGCUACGGUGCACCGGGGUGCAGUAGUGCUGCACACUACCCUACACACACAGUACACACAGUACACAAAGUAUACACUACUGUGUAGCCACUCCCACUUGAACAGCAACAUCAUGCUAACGUCAUGCAACAAUGAUGACACCUUAGGGUCGCUGAGCCUGGAUAAAGAUGACUCUGGCUAAGACGGUCUUUGCCUUUGCCUCCCCAGGCCGGUUUGUACCGAGGAGGGUACAACCGCUUCACUCCGUACUGAUGAUGGUGAUGGUGGUGAUGAAGAAGUGGAAACACGCCUUGGCCGUCCUCACGUACGCGGCAGGACGCAACACGCCGUCACCUUUCUUCUUCCACCACGUUCCUUGUGUGGAUGAUGUGCUCUAUAGUGUGUGUGUGUGGGGGGGGGGGGUACUUUUUGUAGAGCUCAUUUUUGACUGGAUGUUUGCGUUUGCCUCACCAACUACCUCUUUUCUUUUCCUUUUCCUCCUGCUUCUCUUCUCGCUGCCGUGUGUGAUGUCUACCUCUGAAUAAAACCUCUCCUGCCCCCCCCCCCCUCCAUCCUAUCCAUUUCUCAUGCUUUACGCUGUGUGCCUCUGCUUUAGUUGCCACGCUUUUACUUUGAAAAGGUGGCCUCUUCGUCUUCUUGUACUGCACAGUAGGGGUGGGCGAUACCGCAAACGAGGGAAACAUGUAUGGAUGAUCCACAUCAGGGGUUCGUGUAUUUGUUGGUUGGUCCCGGACCGGGUGCCCAUGACGACCGUAUCGUACCACCACUCGCCAAUGAGACUAUUAUUGUCUCUCAUUCACAUCAUUUGGCUUUUUAUACCUUCAUAACCAAUAUAGCUUGAUAUCGAUAUAUGGAUCAGUCCGCCCACCGUUACUUUUAAGUAUAGUUGACAUUUUUAGACACUCUUAGUCUUUUUUUAUUUGCCUCUCUAGAAUUUCAAACUCUUUUUUGCCCUUUUCCAGCUUUUGCAUGUUGCUAAAUUUUGCUUCUCUUGCAUGUUCUCCUCUGCUUUCUCCUUGGCUUUUUGCUCUCGGUUUGACCCUUUUAGGCUACAACUUUCCUUGGUAGUUUUUCUUUAGCUUUUAACACUUAGCUUUUAACAUCUUUUGGAGACACAAGUCUCCAAAAGAUCAACUCCAUCAAAGAUCAAUAACACCAAAAGGCAAUCGACCAACCUCCAAUUUGGCCUCAAAACCCCCAAAGCAGCCAUCAUCUCAUGUGGUAAAGUAGUCCUUGCGGCCACGCACCCUGAUAUUUAUUAUUGAAAUAUUUAUUGGAAAAUUUUAACAUUAUUCAUUGAUUACUUCACGUCACAAAAUGCGUAUUCCGCAUGGUGACUUUUUGAUAACGUUUGACGUGAGCACCGAUAAAUAGAUAAGAAACCAUGCUACACUUUUUUUGUUCCGGUCCACUCACGAUGUGUUUGCUACUCCCUCCAGUCCAAAAUGCCCCUUUUUGCCACGAGAACUGUACAAAUAAAUAAAAAUAGUCUUACAAUAUUAAAUAACAAAAAAUAAUUCCCAUAGCCACCAUAAAAUGUAUUUACAACAUAAAAUAUUUAACACAGAGACCUGCUAGCACGCCAGCGGGGUAACGUUAUCGGCUAACAAUAGCACAUUCAUUUACAACGGCGUCGUAUAAUAUGGUCAACAACUUAAAGAGUGCAAAAGGUUAUUGUCUUUACAUUACCCCAUUGGUCAUAUGCACUCGGGAGGAGUACAAUGGCGUCUCUUGAGAGUUAAAACAUCAAAUUGUGAAGGUGACGUAUUGCACUGGCUAGGUGUGCACCAAUCAUUCACGUCUUAUUGAAACACACAAUAGCGAAUGGUUCCACUGUAGACUCCAUCGACAUAUUCAUGUGAACAGGUACUGAAAAUCUUAACAUGUAUCAAUGAAUACACGCUAACUUAAUUAUGUUACAUGUAGGAUCUGACUCUGUGUUAACUCGCUCACUUAUAGCUAGCUAAAGUAAAUAAGAAAACCAGAUAAAUACAAUUCAUUGUGUAAGUGAUACAACUACAUUUGUAUGAAUGAUAUAAACCAACAGAUCCUUGCUUCAAACCGACUCUCCUGUCCACGUCUUCAUCACCGACUCGACAAAACUAACAUUCACCACUCGGUGACGAAUGACUCGUGCAUCCGAUUCACUUUAGUGAAGGCAUCAUAAGUGCUCCAGUCAGCAAAAGCUACCUGAGUUCGAGUACACGAUUCACUUGAGCCAUCCAGUUUCUGCUUUCUUUUCUCUUUCACAAUACUUGCAUGUUGAUUUCCCUUUUAUCAUUUCAGAAAUGUUGUCAAACAAUCCAGUCAACAGAGCAUUUAACAAUUUAUGUCAAGAGUGACAAUGCACGCUCUCGGGGGGAAAGGUUUCAGGUCAAAACGCCAAGUCGGCCAGCUGAAACGUUAUACCCAAAGGACGAGUCACGAGCUGUCACGUGACCAGAAGUGUCCUUUGACGACAGGCCAACAUAAUAUGUGAAUAUAUAUAUAUAUUCCAUGACUUAGCCGACAAUCUGCUGAUAUUUUUAUCAUCCAAAAUGACUCUUCCUUGAGCACAGUAAACUAGAAGACCGCAUACGCUAUUUUUCUGUAGUUUGGUGUAGUGUUUACAGCAUAGACACACAUCGAACAAAACAAUGUGACUGUGAUUGUUUCGGUGCCAAAGUAUAUUAGUACGAAUGUGAAUGUAUAAACGAGAGGAAUUAACUCGGCUGUCUUUGUAGCAGGUGCCUUAUGACUUAUUCACAGCACAGCCUUGACCCAUCCAAUAUGGCGGUGACGUUGACGUAUCGCAGCAGUGGACGGCCCCACUCGAUGCGGCGUCUGUCUGUGCCGAACAGCGCUACCCAAAGGUGUGCCUUGAGUAUUACACCUUUUCGUACCCAGCCAUUAUUUACGCCGGGUUAGCCAAUCGUGUGUGAACCGCCGUGUCAGAUAUUUCCUUCUUGACAUCUACAUUUGAUAAUAAAGUGUUAUGUUAAA
This is a messenger RNA of Doryrhamphus excisus (bluestripe pipefish), 4444 nucleotides long. Lineage: Eukaryota; Metazoa; Chordata; Actinopteri; Syngnathiformes; Syngnathidae. The record is from RefSeq and is a predicted model, not a curated record.